UCUGCUGCAGUCGGCUGUGCGGCCCGUCAAUGGGCUGUGAAAGGCAGACCUGAAAGUGACCAGCCAGCCAGAUCGACCUGGGACAGGAGAACCUCCGCAGGCAAACCUGACACACGGUGGGGUCUCAGAAGAUGAGCUUCUACUCUGUUUUGGCCGUACCAGUGGCGGUGGUCAUCAUUGCUGGGGUAUACUACCUGUACAAUGAAGUCACCAGGCUCAUGUCCAAGUCAGCAGUCCGCAACAAAGUGGUUGUCAUCACAGACGCAGUGUCAGGAAUGGGCAAAGAAUGUGCUCGGGUUUUCCACAUGGGAGGCGCUCGGCUCAUACUCUGUGGAAAAGACUGGGACAAGUUACAAGCCCUGCAUGAUGCACUGAGUGACGUCGCUGACCCCAGCGUGAUGUUCAGUCCCAAAUUAAUUCUUCUGGACCUUAGUGACAUCAGUGCCAUCCCGGAUAUCACCAGAGAGAUCUUGGAGUGCUACGGCUGUGUAGACGUGCUGAUCAACAACAGCAGCAUGAAAGUCAAGGCGCCUGUGCAGAAUUUGUCUCUGGAUUUGGACAGGAGGAUCAUGGACGCCAAUUACUUUGGACCGAUUACUUUAACAAAAGGUCUGCUUCCCUCAAUGAUUUCCCGAAGAUCAGGUCACCUCCUGCUGGUAAACAGUAUCCAAGGAAAACUGGCAGUCCCCUUUCGCACAGCCUACGCUGCCUCCAAGCACGCUGCUCAAGCCUUCUUUGACUGCCUGAGAGCUGAAGUACAAGAAUUUGGAAUCUGCGUGAGCACCGUCAGCCCCACCUUCAUCCGCUGCUACGGUCAAGCGCCUGACCCCAGCAACCUUGAGAAGUCCGUCUGGAAAUUCUGUUUCAGAAAACUGGUUCAUGGUGUGCACCCCGUGGAGGUGGCCAACGAGGUCCUUUGGACGGUGAACAGGAAGAAAAAGGAAGUGUUGAUGGCAAACCCCAUCCCUAAGGUGGCCCUGUACGUCAGGUCUCUCUUUCCCGGGCUCUUCUUUGCAGUGGUGGCCGCCGGGGUGAAGGACGUCCCUCUUGUGGUAGAAGAGGAGGCCAAGUAGACCUAUUUGGCUCCAGAAAUGCAGGAGAGGCAUCUUCUCUUAAGGUUUCCUCAUUCCUCUGGUAAAACUCUCUGGGCUUCACCAAGUCCAAGUUGACUGCCACCUGCUGGUAACAGCCAGACAGCAACUUGGAGGGCAACAUGUGCUGACUGGUCUGCCACCCUAAUCAGCGUCUGAGUGCGGCCCACACGGAACCAAUUCAGUUCAAUGUGUUCUUAUUUAGCAGACUUCCAUGAAUAAACCCAGAGAGAUGCAUGCAUAUAUAAAUAAAGUAUGGUUAAUAAAACUGUUUUAUACAGCACCUUCUACAUCUUAA
This is a messenger RNA of Polypterus senegalus (gray bichir), 1389 nucleotides long. It is a transcript of the gene dhrs7cb, whose product is annotated as dehydrogenase/reductase (SDR family) member 7Cb. NCBI's taxonomy places the organism in Eukaryota, Metazoa, Chordata, Cladistia, Polypteriformes, Polypteridae. Gene Ontology annotation, molecular function: all-trans-retinol dehydrogenase (NAD+) activity. The record is from RefSeq and is a predicted model, not a curated record. Gene Ontology annotation, biological process: regulation of release of sequestered calcium ion into cytosol by sarcoplasmic reticulum. Gene Ontology annotation, cellular component: sarcoplasmic reticulum membrane. The transcript is spliced from 7 exons. The coding region runs from base 132 to 1073 and encodes 313 amino acids.